GAGGUUUACCAACAUUCUUUGAAUGGGUGAUAGUUCUCCAUAUACCAGCUACAAUAGAUGCGUAUAGUAAGCACGGCAUUCUGGCGUGGUGAAUUUUGGGUCAAGAAGGCUACCAACGUCACAGCUGGCGACAGCAAGCUCCGGAAGGAUUCUCGAGGAGUGAGCUAGUGGAGUGUGGCGAAGGGCAUCUCCGUGCGUGAGCGCCUGGAGUUGGACGGCCGUAUGGGAAGCUCAGGGUCCUUCUUAAAGCACCGGAUUUCCUGUAAUCAGCUUCUCGAGACCAGCAUGGAGUUAAUCUUGUAUAACGCAAGUGACCGCAUUUCACGCCAUGUCCGACUUGAAGAAGAGCGCGCCUGAAGCGCCAAAAUACACUAUCGUCAGGGAUUCCAUCAUUUAUGAGCGCAUUUGGUAUCUGGAAUACCGUCUGGGCAUCCGGUCCAAUGUAGUCGUUGCUGCGACUUACAACCACCCUUCUGGCCAGGCGCUCACGAAGCCAAUGGUCCUCAGAGCACUCAAGACCGUCAUUGAACAACAGCCUUCCAUGCGUCUUGUUGGCGUCCCUGUUACCAAGCAAGACAAGCAAGGGAAAGAAACGACAGGGCUGAUGAUGGCCGCCUUGAACGAGAUCAACGUGGAAGAGAGCGUGCAGUUCAAGGAAGGCCAGGGCAUUACAGAAGAGAUGAUUGAGAAGCUCCACAACCAGUGGGACUUUGGUGAACCCGAUAAGCCAUGGUUCAAGCUCGUUGUUUCGGGCUCGACUGUGUACUACGUCAACCAUCACGCCAUAAACGAUGGUAUGUCUGGGUACAUCUUCCAUCGAACAUUCACAGCGGCGCUCAAUGCGGCCGGCGCCAACUCGUCAACGGACGGAGUCACCACCUGGAGCAGUACAUACGACCCUUCGACUAUGGCCAUUACACCUAGCCUGCAUAGUGUUGUUCAGCAAGGUGAAGCCAAGGGGAAGCCAUGGCAGGUCAAUGUCUGGGAAGUCAUCAAGCCCGUUCUGACAGCUUGGCUUCUGUACAUGUUUGUGCCCAGCUGGCUUGUCUUCUCAGACCUUCCAAGUGUGAAGCCAAAGCCACAUACUGCAUCUACUGUAAUCGAGGCAUCCGACCGUGGCGUGACGAGGACAGUCCUCCGCAGGAUUCCCGCAGAAACCAUGGACAAGCUCGUGGCCAAGUGUCGCGAAAACGGAACCAGCGUAACGGCACUGCUCAUGACCAUGCUGACAGCCAGCAUCAUCAACGACUACUAUAGCGACAAGACGUUCUUGCUCAGUGUCAUCUCGGUGGACAUUCGCAAUCGCCUGCCCGACGACAUGAUUGCCCUGGAGAACAAAACCAUGGGCAACCGCGCUGGUGGAGUCUACAGCUUCCAGAAGACGGGCAAGUACAAGGGUCUUUUCCCAUCUGGUCAAGACAAGCUCGGCGAGCAGUCCUCGACGCUGAAGACGGAUGAAAUCUGGGCGCGAGCGAGGGAUGCGAAGCAGUGGAUGCAUGCAGGGCUGGACCCUGCUGCUCGUACCAUCCGUGCCUCAGCAGAGCAACCCAACGAUCUGGACGCGGUCGCAAAGACAUUGACGGCUGGAGAGGCAAUGAAGCCAGCUUACAAUCUUGGAAACCUCGGUCCAUACGUUUCCGAGAAGAGUCAGGAUGGUUGGACUGUGGAAGACGUUGCAUUCUCUGGCCCUCCUCAAGGAGGGAUUGGUGGUCCUCGCCCCCCUCUGUUCCAGGUCGGUGGUGUCAAGGGUGGUAACACGCAUAUUGCGACAAACUGGCAGGAUGGAGGCAUGCCGCGCGAGAAGAUUGAGGGCAUCGUAGAUGGCACGUUGCGGAGGAUAGAGCAGCUGGUGAUCUCGUAGUAGUUGUGUCCAUGUAAGAAUUGAUUGCAAGCACAAAUGGGAAUUCAAGGAAUCGGUACUUUACGUCGGUCUGGAUGCGUG
Emericellopsis atlantica is the source of this 1942-nucleotide messenger RNA. Its product is annotated as alcohol acetyltransferase. NCBI's taxonomy places the organism in Eukaryota, Fungi, Ascomycota, Sordariomycetes, Hypocreales, Bionectriaceae. The record is from RefSeq and is a predicted model, not a curated record. The transcript is spliced from 4 exons. The coding region runs from base 329 to 1861 and encodes 510 amino acids.